Molecule: messenger RNA, 751 nt
Organism: Aspergillus glaucus CBS 516.65
Lineage: Eukaryota; Fungi; Ascomycota; Eurotiomycetes; Eurotiales; Aspergillaceae
Exons: 4
Coding region: 260-751 (163 amino acids)
Source: RefSeq, a predicted model, not a curated record
GCUGAAGCAUGUUGAUAUUGUCAUCUCUUUAAUCGGCCACGAAGGCAUCACCCAACAACACCAUCUCGUAACCGCAAUCUCAAAAGCAAAUGUUCAGCUCUUCGUCCCCUCGAAACUAGCGGCAAACUAGGACGAGCAGGGGCUGCGUAUUCCGCUGAACAGUGCUAAGGAGGUUGCUGCUGCUGCGCGCGAGGCUGGGAUUCCGGUGACGACGGUACUGUUGGGGAAUUUUGCGGAGUUUGCACUUGGGACUUUGGCGAUGGGAGUCGACUAUCAGAACAACCGCAUGAUUUUCACGGGGGAUAGUGCGAACCAGCCUGUUAAUCUCUACACCCGCCCCUACGUCGCUGCCGCCUACGCCUCCAUCUUCGCAACCACCCCAAUCCCAAGUCUCCAAAACCGCACCCUAACCCUAUCCGAACUAUCUCCCACAGGCGCCCAAAUCGCCGCCGCGCUAGCGCAGAAACAAUCCUCUCGAACAAAAACCACAACCGAAACACUCGCUUCUGUCAACCAGAAGAUCGAAACGGGUCUUCAAAACGGUAUGCCUGCUGUUUUGGCGUACUACUGUCGGAAGAUUUGGGGGACGGGAGAGCAGGGGGGUAUGCUUGGAGGAGAUGUUUGGGAUGUGGAGGGGUAUGAUAAGGUAGGUGUUGAGGAGUUGGUUGGUGGGGGGUUGUUGGGGGGGUAUAGGGAGAUAUCGCCAGCUGUGAAGGAGUUGUUCGGGCCGCAGUUUGAGGAGUGUCAGUAG